Eptesicus fuscus (big brown bat) is the source of this 2503-nucleotide messenger RNA. RefSeq names its product differentially expressed in FDCP 8 homolog (gene DEF8). NCBI's taxonomy places the organism in Eukaryota, Metazoa, Chordata, Mammalia, Chiroptera, Vespertilionidae. The record is from RefSeq and is a predicted model, not a curated record. The coding region runs from base 40 to 1395 and encodes 451 amino acids. The transcript has 12 exons.
UACAAUGUAGCCAGGGCGGCGGCGGUCAGGUGCGAUGCUAUGGAAUAUGAUGAGAAGUUGGCCCGGUUCCGGCAGGCCCACCUCAACCCCUUCAACAAGCAGCGUGGGGCAAGGCAGCAUGAGCAGAGGGCUGGUGAGGAGGCCCCAGACAUCGCUUCUGAAGAGACCCUGCCUGAGCUGGCCCCUGGGGAGCCGGAGUUCCACUGUGCCGAGCGCGUGAUGGAUCUCGGUCUGUCUGAGGACCACUUCUCCCGCCCCGUGGGUCUGUUCCUGGCCUCUGACAUCCAGCAGCUGCGGCAGGCCAUCGAGGAGUGCAAGCAGGUGAUCCUGGAGCUGCCGGAGCAGUCAGAGCGGCAGAAGGACGCCGUCGUGCGGCUCAUCCACCUCCGGCUGAAGCUCCAGGAACUAAAGGACCCCAAUGAAGAUGAGCCCAACAUUCGAGUCCUCCUGGAGCAUCGCUUCUACAAGGAGAAGAGCAAGAGUGUCAAGCAGACGUGCGACAAAUGUAACACCAUCAUCUGGGGGCUCAUCCAGACCUGGUACACCUGUACAGGGUGUUAUUAUCGCUGUCACAGCAAGUGCUUGAACCUCAUCUCCAAGCCCUGCGUGCGUUCCAAAGUCAGCCACCAAGCCGAGUACGAGCUCAACAUCUGCCCAGAGGCAGGGCUGGACAGCCAGGACUACCGGUGUGCCGAGUGCCGGGCGCCCAUCUCUCUGCGGGGUGUGCCCAGUGAGGCCCGGCAGUGUGACUACACGGGCCAGUACUACUGCAGCCACUGCCACUGGAACGACCUGGCGGUCAUCCCGGCGCGCGUGGUGCACAACUGGGACUUCGAGCCACGCAAGGUGUCCCGCUGCAGCCUGCGUUAUUUGGCGCUGAUGGUGUCUCGGCCAGUGCUCAGGCUUCGGGAGAUCAACCCUCUGCUGUUCAACUACGUGGAGGAGCUGGUGGAAAUCCGGAAGCUGCGCCAGGACAUCCUGCUCAUGAAGCCAUACUUCAUCACCUGCAAGGAAGCCAUGGAAGCGCGUCUGCUCCUGCAGCUCCAGGACCGGCAGCAUUUUGUGGAGAACGAUGAGAUGUACUCAGUCCAGGACCUCCUGGACGCGCACACGGGCCGCCUGGGCUGCUCGCUCACCGAGACCCACACGCUCUUCGCCAAGCACAUCAAGCUGGAUUGUGAGCGGUGCCAGGCCAAGGGUUUCGUAUGUGAGCUCUGCAGAGAGGGUGACGUGCUGUUCCCCUUCGACAGCCACACAUCUGUGUGCAGUGACUGCUCCGCUGUCUUCCACAGGGAUUGCUACUAUGACAACUCCACCACGUGCCCCAAGUGUGCCCGGCUCAUGUUGCGGAAGCAGUCUCUCUUCCAGGAGCCUGGUCCAGACGUGGAUGCCUAGAGCCACGGGCACCCUUCCCAAGCCUCUCUGGAGCCCACCCUACCGGUCGUUGCCAAAGUCAAGGUGUUUCUUGUGCUCUGGACACCCCUAGGGGGCAGCCCCUGGACCUCACCCACUGGGCCAGAGGGUGAAAGCACCACAAAGACCAUCAGCCCCCAGUCUUGCUGGGACUCAGGGCUGUGCCUGGCUGUUUUCUGGGUGUGCUGCUGUGAGGGCCAGAUGUGCCCCCUACCACUGCAGGGCUCCAUGGGCAGGGGAGUGGAGGAGGGUUUUUCGUCUUCCCCAUGGUGAAGAGCCCCCCAUGUCCUUGGAGCCAGGCUGCUGGGUCUUGGCUACCCUAAAAACCCUGGAGGGCUUCCGGGGAGUGGACGCCAGCUGCACACCCUCAGCCUUGGCCUGAGACUUAUCUGUAGUGGAUGACUGGGAUCUACCUGGAGGCUCCCAUCCCUCACCCCUUGUCUCUUUGGGGUCUCCUGGUUGUUCCUGGCUGAGGCUCUUUACAGGUGUCUCCCAAGGGCCUGGCCCUGCCUCCACGGUUCUCUCCCAUAGAUUAGAGGUCUGCAGAGAACAGGGAUCGACAGGGCCAGUCCAGAGGUUACCGGUUCUUUCUACGCAACAUGGAGGGAAGGGGCCAUGGAGCUCCUUCCCCUGGUGGACCAGCCGUGGCUCCUGACUGAGCCUAGCCCGGCUCACUCUGGUGCUCUGAGCUGGGUGGCUGGGGGUCCUGCCUCCAGGUGUGGCCCUGGGAGAGGUUCCAGGGUUCCAGUAGGUUUGAGUGGCAUUUCUGGGGACCAAAUUUGCCCCUGAGAUCGUCUGUCCCACUACAGUGCCUGUGGAGGAAUCCGGACAGCUCAAAGACCACCAGCCAGGGGCUUUUCUGAGGGACCCUGAGGUCCAGUGCUGGGAAUAUUUGCUCCAGUGAGUUCAGGCAGGAAGCCUAGAGUCAAUGAAGGAAGAUGAGCACGAGGUGUGUGACGCCCCAUCUGACAAAGGACCCCGGACGGAGGAUGAGGCCCACAGCGCUUCCAUGGGGGAGCUGCAGCCAACCUCGACAUCUGCAGGGAUGUUUCAUGCAUCAGAGACCCUGCCUUUGAGAGGAGGCCUGGGG